Molecule: messenger RNA, 2247 nt
Organism: Talaromyces marneffei
Lineage: Eukaryota; Fungi; Ascomycota; Eurotiomycetes; Eurotiales; Trichocomaceae
Exons: 1
Coding region: 1-2247 (748 amino acids)
Biological process (GO): hydrogen peroxide catabolic process; cellular response to hydrogen peroxide
Cellular component (GO): cytosol
Molecular function (GO): heme binding; catalase activity
Source: RefSeq, a predicted model, not a curated record
AUGGCUGAGAGCAAGUGUCCCGCUCACCAGCAUGUGUUGAAGGCCAACGUCGGCGGUGCUGGUACCAGCAACCAAGAUUGGUGGCCAGACCGCUUGAAGCUUAACAUCCUCCGCCAAAACAACCCCGUCUCCAACCCUCUGGGCGAGGAAUUUGACUAUGCCGCCGCCUUCAACAGCCUAGAUUACUUUGCGCUCAAGAAGGAUAUUCAAGAUCUGAUGACUGACUCCCAGGACUGGUGGCCGGCUGACUUUGGCCACUAUGGUGGUCUCUUUAUUCGUAUGGCCUGGCAUAGUGCCGGUACCUACCGAGUCGCCGACGGUCGAGGCGGCGGUGGCGGCGGCCAACAGCGCUUUGCUCCUCUCAACAGCUGGCCCGACAAUGUCGGUCUCGACAAGGCCCGCCGUUUGUUGUGGCCCAUCAAGCAGAAAUACGGAAACAAGAUCUCGUGGGCGGAUCUCCUAUUGCUCACUGGUAACGUCGCCCUUGAGUCCAUGGGUUUCAAGACCUUUGGUUUCUCUGGCGGUCGUGCCGACACAUGGGAAGUGGAUGAGUCAGCCAACUGGGGAGGGGAAACCACCUGGCUAGGCAAUGACGUCCGCUACUCCGGCGGUAAGGCUGAUCACAAGGAUAUCCACAACCGUGACUUGGACAAGCCACUGGCCGCUGCCCACAUGGGUUUGAUCUAUGUCAACCCCGAAGGUCCUGAUGGAAACCCCGACCCCAUCGCCGCUGCCAAAGAUAUUCGCACCACCUUCGGUCGUAUGGCCAUGAACGACGAGGAGACGGUUGCCCUUAUUGCCGGCGGUCACACCUUCGGUAAGACACACGGUGCUGGCCCAGCAGACAAGCUCGGCCCGGAACCAGAGGCUGCAGACAUGGCACAACAGGGUUUAGGCUGGACCAAUAGCUUCAAAAGCGGCAAGGGUCCUGAUACCACAACCAGCGGUCUCGAAGUUACCUGGACCAAGACUCCUACUAAAUGGAGUAACCAAUUCUUGGAGUACCUCUUCCGCUACGACUGGGAACUCACUAAGAGUCCUGCCGGCGCCCACCAGUGGGUCGCCAAAAAUGCAGAGGCUUUCAUCCCCGAUGCAUUUGACCCAUCCAAGAAGCGCAAGCCAAUGAUGCUCACGACCGAUCUUUCCCUUCGCUAUGACCCUAUCUACGAGAAGAUCUCUCGUCGCUUCUUGGAGCACCCUGACCAGUUUGCUGAUGCGUUUGCCCGUGCCUGGUUCAAGUUACUUCACCGUGACCUUGGCCCACGAGCUCUCUACAUUGGUCCCGAAGUGCCUGCAGAGGUUCUACCCUGGCAGGAUCCCGUUCCCGCUGUCGACCACCCCCUCAUUAGCAAUGAAGACGCGUCGGCUUUGAAACAGCGCAUUUUGGCCUCGGGUGUCAAACCAUCCAGCUUGAUUUCCACUGCUUGGGCAUCCGCUUCUACGUUCAGAGGUAGCGACAAGCGCGGCGGUGCCAAUGGUGCUCGCAUCCGCCUGUCUCCUCAGCGUGAGUGGGCAGUUAACAACCAACCCUGGUUGCGCGAGACCCUUUCUGUGCUUGAAGCCAUACAGAAACAAUUCAAUACCUCCCAGUCUGGAGGCAAGAAGGUGUCUAUUGCAGACUUGAUUGUUCUCGCUGGUGUCGCCGCUGUUGAGAAGGCUGCUCGCGACGCCGGAUACGCCGUCACAGUACCCUUCACUCCCGGUCGCACAGAUGCUUCCCAAGAGCAGACUGACGUCCAAUCCUUCAGCGACAUGGAGCCCAUUGCUGAUGGUUUCCGUAACUACGGCUCAUCCACCUCUCGCGUUCGUGCUGAGGAGUGGCUCAUCGAUAAGGCACAGCUUUUGACCCUCAGUGCACCCGAGUUGGCCGUUCUCAUCGGCGGUCUCCGUGUCCUCAACACAAACUACGACGGCUCUGCUCACGGUGUCUUCACCCAGCGCCCAGGCAAGUUGACCAACGACUUCUUCGUCAACCUCUUGGACAUGAACACCGCAUGGAAAUCAAUUGGUGGUGUCGACCUCUACGAGGGCACAGAUCGCAAGACUGGCGCCAAGAAAUGGACUGCUACUCGUAACGAUCUCGUCUUUGGCUCCAACGCUGAGUUGCGUGCUAUUGCUGAGGUGUACGGUAGCUCUGAUGGCCAGGAGAAGUUCGUCAAGGACUUUGUGGCUGCUUGGGACAAGGUCAUGAACUUGGAUCGAUUCGACUUGAAGAAGAAGCAAUCCACUUCCAGUCACCGCCUUUAA